Messenger RNA from Theobroma cacao (cacao), 971 nucleotides. Its product is annotated as germin-like protein subfamily 1 member 13. Lineage: Eukaryota; Viridiplantae; Streptophyta; Magnoliopsida; Malvales; Malvaceae. Gene Ontology annotation, molecular function: manganese ion binding. The record is from RefSeq and is a predicted model, not a curated record.
CCUAUAAAUAGGCAUGCUUUCAAAAGGUUUACUCACCCAAAGCAAGAAAACUUGGAAGACUUGAAUCUAGUAACCUGCCAAGCUACAAUGAAAGGUGUUUAUUUCCUGGCAUCUUUUCUCUUUUUGGCUCUGGCUUCCUCAUUUGCCUCUGCCUCUGACCCUAGCCCUCUUCAAGACUUUUGUGUAGCCCUCAAUGACACUAAAAAUGCAGUAUUUGUGAAUGGGAAGUUCUGCAAGGACCCAAUGCUUGCCAAAGCAGAAGACUUCUUCUUUUCAGGGCUCAACGUGCCAGGAAACACAUCAAAUCAACUGGGGUCAAAAGUCACUCCUGUUAAUGUGGAACAAAUUCCAGGACUUAACACUCUUGGCGUAUCUCUGGCAAGAGUUGACUUUGCACCUUAUGGUGGGCUAAAUCCCCCUCACACUCACCCUCGUGCCACAGAGAUCCUAGUUGUCCUAGAAGGCACACUCUAUGUCGGCUUUGUCACAUCCAACCCGGAUAACCGUCUCAUCACCAAAGUCCUCUACCCUGGCGAUGUUUUUGUCUUUCCGGUUGGUCUCAUCCACUUCCAGCUCAAUAUAGGGAAAACUAAUGCAGUUGCCUUCGCUGCUUUCGGCAGCCAAAAUCCAGGAGUUAUCACUAUUGCAAAGGCAGUCUUUGGCUCAAACCCUCCCAUCAAUCCUGAUGUUCUCACCAAGGCCUUCCAGCUGGACAAGAACGUAGUGAAAUAUCUUCAGUCACAAUUCUGGUGGGAUAACAAUUAGACCAAUAUUCAACAUCCAUGAAGCAGUAGACAGUUUGGAGCAAUAUCUUACAUGUUUCCAUCAUUAUUUAAGUAAUUCUUGUUGAAGUCAAAUAAAGAGGUUGCUUAUGUAUCUCCACUGAUGUAAUUCUCCCUGUAUGUUGGUUUUGGAUUUAUUAUGUUAUUACGGUUUACUCCAAAUUAGUACCAAAUCUCAACUUUUAUCUA